AUGAGCUCAACAGCCUGUGUCAUCGAGGCCAACCCCGAUGUAACUGGAGUCGGAAUCCGUAUAUCGAUCUAUGCCCUCUGCCUAGGCGGGUCGAUUGUUAGCUAUUUGCUCCGCGUAUUUUCCCCAGGCGAAGACCAAGAAGAGUUCUCGCGAGGCGUCUCCUCUGUCCUUGGCAUGCAAGGCCUAGCCCUCCUCUGCACAGCAAUCUACCAGACAGUUCGGGGCGAUCUAACACUCUUCCACGCGAUAUGUGUUGUGCACCUUCUCGCCAUGCUUGGCAUGGACAUGGUGAGCAAAGGCCGAUAUGCAGGACUCGGCCCAUGGCGGCUGUAUUUCUUUUCUGCACUCCAGAUCCUGGCUUUGGCGGCUUUUCUCGCUUUAAACGUCUAUGUCUGGGUGACAGCGCCGCAAUUUGGCAGCCAGCCUCAGUGCAAUAAAGACACUGUAUAUGUUGUCUUUGGCGUCAGCAUCAAGGCCACUUCUCCUGUAUUCCGGUAUAUCAUUCUCGCGACGUUGGGUGUGGUUGUGGCUUGUUAUGCUCUUGCUUUCACGUGUAUGUUACCGUGUCUGUGUGGGUUUUAUGCGUAUCGAAGACGGCAUCCCGGAACUGGAAAUAGGAUUGAGGUCCAGAAGAGAGGUUGGAUGAAUUGGUUUGUGGAGGUUAAUCAUCCUGUUUAUCAGGAUCGUCAGGAGCCACCUGAGAGAUUGCAUGGCCAGGCGCUGCUCAACUUUACACUGAACAAGAUCGCGUAUUGUUCGUUCUGCAUAUACUUGAUUGUUUCGCUGGAACAGACUAUCCAGCGCAAUAACCUCGACCCCGAAGAGAAAGGAUGGACAUUUGGACAGGUUAUUGCGAUUUUCUUGUUGUUGGGUGUCGCCAACGAGCUACUUAAUGUUUUUCUUGCGAGUUGGGAUAGGAAGCAGAGUGAAAGUGCUCAGCAGUUGGUGCAGUUCAGGCCGGGCACUGGGAACUCAGUGCGUUCCUCAUCUACUUGA
Messenger RNA from Penicillium vulpinum, 996 nucleotides. RefSeq lists its product as uncharacterized. The record is from RefSeq and is a predicted model, not a curated record. NCBI's taxonomy places the organism in Eukaryota, Fungi, Ascomycota, Eurotiomycetes, Eurotiales, Aspergillaceae. Bases 1 to 996 code for a protein of 331 amino acids. The transcript has 2 exons.